UUCUGUGCUUUGCUUAUGGCGGUUGUGGAUAGUGUCGUGAGGCGUGAACGUGAAAGUGAAAGAAAAAAAGUCAGAAAAGCUCGAUUUAUAGUGCGACAGCAAAGAGCACAUUUUAUACAACUUUUUGAUUUUUGCAAUUCAAAAAUUAUUACGUGUGGUCCAGUUCCAGUCUGUCCGUGACAUCAUUAUUAAAUACUUAUUAUACCUUCUAGGGAAAUGUAUUUAUAAUUAGUGACUGACAGUAGUUUGUUUUUGUUAUUAAUUUACCAUGGGUUGUUGCGAUUCAAAAGAAGAAAACAAGCAGGAACAUGAGGAAAUCGCCGAAAGAAAAUGCACCGACGUUUUUUGGUUGUGUUUAUAUAUCCUAUUUUGGUUCUUGAUGAUAAUUAUCGCUGCCUUUUCAUUUGUUUACGGAAAUCCUCUUAGGAUAAUCAAUGGAUAUGACUCGUUUGGCAAUACUUGCGGAACCAAGAACAAAGCUAUCAAUGAUAUGCCUUUGACAGGGCUCGAUACUACAGAUAAACCCUUUCUGUUGUUUUAUGACGUAAAGGAAUUAAAUCAGUCUCUAAAAAUAUGCGUGAAAGAAUGUCCAAACAGGGAAUUAAACACACCGCAAGAUUUAAAUUCGUUUCAUAAACAAGGAAAAGAUUUGUGCAGAUAUGAUUUUAAUUACAACGAAUUGACUGGAUUUAAAGCGGCUUCUUUGAGCGGUUCUUUCGGCCCUUGUCCUGUUUUGCCAGUUUAUGAAAGUAUUCCAGUAUUAAAUAGAUGCAUUCCGAAACCAAUUACUCAACUUACCAAAGAUGCUAUCAAAAACUUUUACAUCCUUUUUAACAGUUGGAAUGUAGUCGAACAAGUUUUAGGAGAUUUGUACAGCACUUGGAAAGAAAUUUUAGGAUUAACAUUUUUAUCUUUAAUUAUUUCGCUUAUCACAAUUAGCAUUUUACAUUGCUUGGCACAUUUGGUAUCCUAUAUCGUAAUGAUAGGCUUUACUAUAGCUAGCAUAGGAGGCACGAGUUACUUAUGGUAUACUUAUUUUGACCUUAAAUAUAAUUUGGAUAAAACUAAGGAUUACAUGGUUCUCACUGAAUCAGUUCGAAACGAAACUGCCUUUCUCUAUUACUCUAUUAUUGCAACUGUCAUUACAGUAAUAAUUUUAUUAAUAAUAAUUUUUAUGAGAAAACAAAUCGAUUUUUUGGCCGAUUUAUUCCAAGAGACUUCCAAGUGCGUGAUGCAUCUGCCUCAACUGUUCCUUCAGCCCAUAUUGACAUUUAUAAUACUGGUGUUAUUCUAUAUGUUUUGGAUAUUUGUAGUGUUGUGUUUAGCAACGGCUUCGUAUCCAGAAAAACAAAAAAUGAGUCCUGCCAUUAACUCCAGUAAUGUUUUAACAAUCACAUCUCCUACACAAGGUAGCCAGAGGGACAUGAAUUUGGAAUCUUUUGCUGACAAAGUGAAAAUCAACGUGGUUGAAUAUGUAGACGCAUCUUGGAUCAGAGGCAUGUGGUGGGUAUACUUCAUCGGACUAAUUUGGACGUCGGAAUUUAUUAUGGCGUGUCAACAAAUGGUGAUAGCCGGAUCGGUGGCGCAUUGGUUUUACCGGCACAAAUACAAAGAUAACGCACAUUGUUGCUACGCCACGGGAAAAUUAGUCAAAUACCAUCUCGGAUCCGUGGCGCUCGGUUCUUUGAUUAUUACCGUCUUCAAAGUGCCCAGAUUGAUAUUGACGUAUCUUCACGAAAAAUGGAGCCGAGAUAAAAACAAAGGAAACGAAUGCAUUUCUUGUGGAUUGAAAUGUUGUAUUUGCUGUUUUUACUGUUUGGAAAAAUUUAUUCGCUAUUUGAAUCACAAUGCGUAUACUGUUAUCGCUAUAGACGGCUCCCAUUUCUGCAAAGCUGCUGGAACGGCUUUUGAAGUACUAACGACACACGCUCUGCAAGUCGCAACGAUAAACAGUUUAGGAGACUUUAUAUUGUUUUUGGGAAAAUGUCUCGUGACUGCGGUUACUGGAUGCGUCGGUUUGGCGAUAUUCAGAAGAAAUCCAGACUUGACGUUUUAUGCGGCGCCGACGUUGAUCGUCUGUAUUUUCGCUUUCUUCAUUGCUCAUUGUAUCCUGUCAUUAUACGAGAUGGUGCUGGACACGGUAUAUUUAUGCAUGUGUCAAAGCGGAGACGCCCCCGACGGCAUAAGGAUGCAAAAUCUAGGAAUCAACACUAACGGAAAUCGAACAAUGCCAGAAGAAGUAGCGUUGGAAUAAAAACGAAAUUGAAAGAAGAAUUUCGUUAAAAUGGCGCCGGCGAAACAAUUGCUUAUUUGCUGUUUAGAAGGAAUGGAAGGAAUCGUAAAUGACAUACCUACUUACUCUAGUUCCAGGCGGGACGUAAUUUUUCGGUAAAAAAAAUUGAAUCGGUGGUGAUUUUUUUAAAUUUGUAUGGCUGUCAGAAAUAAUCUAAAAAUGUGAUUAGUAAUCGAUUAUUAAUCGAUUGAUAAUCGUUUAAUAAUUGAAUAAUAUUCGAUUGUUAAUUGAUAUUUAAUUUGAUUGAUUACUUCAUUACUUGAUUGAUUAAUUGAUUAAUUGUUAAUGGAUGGUUAAUCAAUUAUCAAUCGAUUUUUAAUCGACUGUUAAUUGAUUAUUAAUUUAUGAAAAUUCAUAUAACGGUUAACGGAAUACUCGAUCUCUCGAUUAAUUGAAUCAUCGAAAAAAAAAAUCUAAAAUAAAAAUCGAUUAUUUUCAAUUAAUAGUUAACGCCCGUAUGCACCGUACACGUUUAAUCCAGAUCAAGUGUUUAAUCGCGUUUAGUACCAUAGGUGAAUAUGGUACUAAAC
Messenger RNA from Psylliodes chrysocephalus, 2823 nucleotides. NCBI's taxonomy places the organism in Eukaryota, Metazoa, Arthropoda, Insecta, Coleoptera, Chrysomelidae. The record is from the annotation of a GenBank genome assembly.